Molecule: messenger RNA, 2761 nt
Organism: Physeter macrocephalus (sperm whale)
Lineage: Eukaryota; Metazoa; Chordata; Mammalia; Artiodactyla; Physeteridae
Gene: VAT1
Product: vesicle amine transport 1
Exons: 6
Coding region: 90-1295 (401 amino acids)
Biological process (GO): negative regulation of mitochondrial fusion
Cellular component (GO): mitochondrial outer membrane
Molecular function (GO): oxidoreductase activity
Source: RefSeq, a predicted model, not a curated record
CGCAGCCUUAGCAAGUCCUGACUCGCGCCCCGCCUUCCCCAGCGGUGCACUCUCGGUCCAGCUGUGCGCGCACGUCGAGCGUCCCAGCCAUGUCCGCCGAGACGGAGGUAGCCGAGGCGGCCACCGUGGUGGUGGCGGCGGCCGAGGCAGGGGCUGGAGAAGAUGCCUCUUCGCAGCUCCUGAAGGCGGAGGCAGCCGGCGACGCCCAGCCACCCGCGGCCUCCGAGGGGCCCGUCGCCCCUUCGCCGCCGCCGCUGCGCUGCCUGGUGCUCACCGGCUUCGGUGGCUACGACAAGGUGAAGUUGCAGACCCGGCCGGCCGCUCCCCCGGCCCCCGGGACCGGCCAGCUGACGCUGCGUGUCAAGGCCUGCGGGCUCAACUUCUCAGACCUUAUGGCCCGGCAGGGGCUGUACGACCGGCUGCCGCCGCUGCCCCUCACUCCCGGCAUGGAGGGCGCGGGCGUGGUGAUCGCUGUGGGAGAGGGAGUUAACGACCGCAAGGUAGGGGACCGGGUGAUGGUGUUGAUCCGGUCAGGCAUGUGGCAGGAGGAGGUGACUGUGCCUUCGGCCCAGACCUUCCUAAUGCCUGAGGCCAUGACCUUUGAAGAAGCUGCUGCCUUGCUGGUCAAUUACAUCACAGCCUACAUGGUCCUCUUUGACUUUGGCAACCUACGGCCUGGCCACAGCGUCUUGGUACACAUGGCUGCAGGGGGUGUGGGUAUGGCUGCCUUGCAGCUGUGCCAUACAGUAGAGAAUGUGACGGUGUUCGGAACGGCCUCAGCCAGCAAGCAUGAGGUGCUGAAGGAGAGCGGAGUCACACACCCCAUCGACUACCACACGACUGACUACGUAGAGGAGAUCAGGAAGAUCUCUCCCAAAGGAGUGGACAUCGUCCUGGACCCUCUGGGUGGGUCAGAUACGGCCAAGGGCUACAACCUCCUCAAACCCAUGGGCAAAGUAGUCACUUAUGGAAUGGCCAACUUGCUAACGGGCCCCAAGCGGAACCUGAUGGCCGUGGCGCGCACAUGGUGGAAUCAGUUCAGCGUGACAGCUCUGCAGCUGCUGCCGGCCAACCGAGCCGUGUGUGGCUUCCACCUGGGCUACCUGGAGGGCGAGGUGGAGCUGGUCAGCGGUGUGGUGACCCGCCUCGUGGCUCUGUACAACCAGGGCCACAUCAAACCCCACAUCGACUCCGUGUGGCCCUUCGAGAAGGUGGCGGAUGCCAUGAGGCAGAUGCAGGAGAAGAGGAACGUGGGCAAAGUCCUCCUGGUGCCUGGGCCGGAGAAGGAGAACUAGGCAGGGGGCUGGGAGACCCUCAGGGCCCGGGGAGGAGAGAAGCUGGGAAGCCACGUGCUGUUGGCCACCAGACCCUCGCGGUUCAUCCUCUAUCACAACGCGCUGCCCUCUUUUCCCCCAAGGUCUCUGCGGUGAUGUCCUCUCCCCUGCCCUGUUCUUUCUCUUUAGUCAGGGCUUCCCCCUCCCCGCUUCCUGCCCUCUGAAGAGGUUGGGGAGUGACCACUUGGAUGUCUGGGCCCUGCCAAGGGGACAGGGAGGGUCAGAGGGAGGCCGGCCGCUUCCUGCCCCCACCCUUUCCCCGGGCCUCGCUGUGCUGCUUUUGUGCCAAGGUUAGCCAAUCCCUCCCCGUCCUGUUCCCUGUGCUUCCGCCUCCGCCUCGUCUCCCCUCCUGCCCCUGCCCCACACCUCCCCAAAGAAUCGAAAUGCCAGCUCAGGAUAUGGGGCCAAUCUGUGUGAAUCCAGCAUGUCCCUGUGUCGCCCUAGUGUCCCUUCAACCCGGGCCAGCCAGCGCCCCCCUUGUUGUAAGGCCUCGUCCUCUUGUCCCCAAUUUCUCGAGCACAAUCGGGCUUCCCCCACCUCCAGGGGUUCUGCCACUCUCCACCAGGGGUGCCUCUUCCAGCAGGGGCGGGAGUCAGACCUGCUCCCCUAGGUCACCACUCUACGGGAGGGACACGGAGCCCCCUCCCCCCCCUUCACUGAGUUCUCUGGAUUUGUUCUCAGUGCCUUAGCAAUGGAAAGCUUGCUCGUGUGUGUAGGGGUCCCUGCCUCACACCUCCUCCCCCCGUCCUCCCCAGUGCCUUCCUUGUUCUGCUGGAGCUGGGGUGUCGCUGCUCCCCAGUCCCAUAGCACUGCCAAAAAUCUGUGUGUGUGCCGGUGUGUGGGGGGCCAGCCCCUAGCCUCCGGGGGCCUGUGCCAUGUCCUGUCUCUGGGGCUGUCAUUUCUCUAUGGUGGUUGAGGCGAAGGAGGCGGGGAAGCUUUCUCAGCCUUGCAGCUAAGUGUGGCACUUACCAGCCAGAGCUCUGAGAGGCAAUGCCAUCAUCUGUCUCUUGUUCUGGGACCAAAGUAAAAAUCGAAGCACGCUCCCCAUGUAGUCACGGAGGCCCACUGUCUCCUCAGAGCAGGGAGGCAGCUUUUCAGACUCAGCCCCAGACUUUGUUUACAUGGGUGGGGAGAUGGAACAGGGGGUCAAAGCGGAGGUUUAGGACCUGGGCCACUGGAACCAAAGUGGGGACUUCCCGGGGCUAGGGGUGUUAAGUCCCUCUGUGCUGGGUUCUGGAAUUAGGGCGGGUUAUUGCCCAAGCCACUGCCCUUGGGAGGUGGGGGGAGGGGCUCAGCCUCUUCAUCAUCUGAACGAGGCCUAAAUGUGUGAAGUGCGAUUUUCACUUUUGUGUACCCACCCCGUUACCGUUACCGUUACCGUUACCGAAGCUGCCUUUGUGUUUGUGUCAAUAAAAAGCCAAACCCUG